Cooperia oncophora is the source of this 426-nucleotide messenger RNA. The record is from the annotation of a GenBank genome assembly. NCBI's taxonomy places the organism in Eukaryota, Metazoa, Nematoda, Chromadorea, Rhabditida, Trichostrongylidae.
AUGGCCAGAAAAAAUAGCGCGGAGUCAUCGGAAUUGAAGACAAGAGAAGUCGAAGUGAAAAAGUAUAAGCAAGAAUUAGCUGCGAUAACGUAUGACGAGGAAUUGGACACGAAGAAUCGCGACACUCUUGCCACCUAUCAACAUGAAGUUCAACAAAUGCAAAUCAAACUGAAUAUUCUGCAUCAGAAGAAUCCUCGUAUACAUUUUACCUAUAAAGACCCAUUUGCUGGUUUCAAUCGCGAUGAUGUUCGAGGAUGUGUGGCCACCCUGUUCCGUAUUAAGGACCCAAAAUAUGCGUUGGCUCUCGAAAUUGCUGCUGGAUCAUUGUGUGAGUGGCCUUUUCUUUCUUGUUUUUUUUACUUAUGGUUCCGGUUGAAUAGCAUCCGGUCCUCAGGGAAGUCAGAAGAUUAUACGCUACGAGGAUAG